GCCUGUGCAGGCGGGCCGGGGAGGGGCCGGGCCGGGCGGAGAGCUUCUCCCCUCCCGGGGCCAGGGGACGCAGCGGGCAGCCGCAGCCCGGCUUCUCCUCCUCCUGCUCCUCCUGGCCGCCGAGAUGGGCAGCGUCCUCCCCGAGCCGCCCUGCCCGGCCGCCCCCGAGCCCGUCAAGCCCGUCAAGCGGGGCUUCCACCGCCGGAUCUUCGUGAACCGGAGCUUGGCGCUGGAGAAGAUCAAAUGCUUUGGUUUUGAUAUGGACUACACCCUUGCAGUGUACACAUCUCCAGACUAUGAAGAGCUGACUUUUGAGCUGCUGCUGGAGAGGCUGGUGUCCAUCGGGUACCCGCCCGAAAUUCUGGAAUACAAGUACGACCCUGCCUUCCCCACCAGGGGGCUGAUCUUUGAUGCCCGGUAUGGGAACUUGCUGAAGGUGGACUCCCAUGGCAAUCUGUUGGCGUGUGCGCAUGGCUUCCAUUUCCUCAAGGGGAGUGAAAUCUGGAAUUACUACCCAAACAAAUUCAUUCAGAGAGACGACACGAAACGUUUUCAUAUUCUGAACACUUUGUUUAAUUUGACAGAAACCUACCUCUUGGCCUGUCUCGUGGACUUCUUCACUGGUUUCUCUAGAUACACGAACUGUGAGACCGGCUACAGGCAGGGCAACCUCUUCAUGUCCUUCCGCAGCAUGUACCAAGAUGUCCGAGAGGCCAUGGAUUAUGUUCACCUUUCAGGCUGCCUCAAGGAGAAGAUGCUGAAGAACCUGGAGAAAUAUGUGGUGAAAGAUCCCCGUAUUCCUCUUCUGCUGAGUCGCAUGAAGGACGCAGGGAAAAUGUUUCUUGCCACCAACAGUGACUACAACUACACGGACGCAAUCAUGACAUACUUACUUGACUUCAGUGAAGGAAACACGCAGCACAAAUCCCAGCAUCGACCCUGGCGCUCUUACUUUGAUCUGAUUGUUGUGGACACUCGCAAGCCCCUCUUUUUUGCCGAGGGAACUGUGCUGCGGCAAGUCAACAUAGACACGGGGAAGCUGCGAAUUGGGACCUACACAGGACCACAUCAGCACUGUGCUGUCUAUUCUGGAGGUUCCUCGGACAUGAUCUGUGACCUCCUGGGCGUGAAGGGCAAGGAGAUCCUGUACAUUGGGGAUCAUAUCUUUGGGGAUAUUCUCAAAUCUAAGAAGAGGCAAGGAUGGCGCACAUUCCUGGUAGUCCCGGAAGUGGCGAAGGAGCUGACAGUGUGGACAGAGAAGAGUGAACUCUUCGACGAGUUGAGGCGUCUGGAUGCUCUCCUGGCUGAACUGUACCAGCACUUGGACAGUGGAAGCAGUGAAUGCCCAGACAUCAGCUCCAUCAAGAAGCAGAUCCAGAAAGUCACCCACGAGAUGGACAUGUGUUACGGGAAGAUGGGAAGCCUCUUCCACUGUGGCUCCCGUCAGACACUCUUUGCCAAUCAGCUGAUGCGCUACGCAGACCUCUAUGCCGCCUCCUUUGUGAACUUCCUCUAUUAUCCUUUCAGCUACGUUUUCCGGGCCCCAGCGGCUCUGAUGCCGCAUGAGUCAACUGUGGAGCAUAUAAAAAUGGAGACCACCGAGAUGGACUUUAUGCACCAGCUCAGGCAGCAGAUGGAAUGAGUUGCACUUGGAGUCAAGAUAAAUUGCAGCCAUACUUUGGCUUGUUUGUUUUGUUUUGUUUAUCGUUUUAAUUAAUGGGGCCAAAUCUAUAUAUAUAUUUUAAAUGUGUUUUAAUAUUUGUAUUUGAUGUUUUUAUUUGGCUGUUCACCGCCCUGAGUCCUCAGGGAGAAGGGCGGUAUACAAAUUCAAAAAUAAAUAAAUAAAUAAAUACAAUUAAGAUCAUUUCACAUGCAA
Messenger RNA from Pantherophis guttatus, 1876 nucleotides. Its product is annotated as cytosolic purine 5'-nucleotidase-like. Gene Ontology annotation, molecular function: 5'-nucleotidase activity. Lineage: Eukaryota; Metazoa; Chordata; Lepidosauria; Squamata; Colubridae. The record is from RefSeq and is a predicted model, not a curated record.